AAAAAAAAAUUGCAGUUAAUGAAAUUCGACUUGCGCGACAGAGCAGACGUCAUGUAAAGUGACCAGGCUUAUUUUUUUUUUACCGGAAGGCAAGAAACGUUAACAGUGAAGGCGACUCUGGGACGCUGGACUUGCAACGAAAAAGCCAUAUCCCAGACAGUCCAAUAAAAAGAAAAGAUUAAGGUGGGCAAAAAAUGUACUUCAGGUGUCAGGCCUGCAGGCAGUUGCAGUAAGCCACCAUGUCCACGACCCAGCAGCAGAACCAGGUGAUCCUCCAGUUUCGCUUCGGUACCUUUGGAGACUCCAUGCUGCAGAAGAUGAACCAGCUUCGCCGACAGAGUCGCUUCUGUGAUGUUACAGUGCGCAUCAAUGAAUUGGAGGUCCCCGGUCACAAGGUGGUGUUGGCUGCCGGUUCGCCCUUUCUCCGUGACCAGUUCUUCCUGCAGGACUCGUCCACAAGAGAGGUCCAGAUAUGCAUUACCCAGGAGGCGGAGGUGGGCCAGCGGUUGCUGCUGUCCUGCUACACCGGCACCCUGGAGCUGCCUGAGCUGGAGCUGGUCAACUACCUGACUGUUGCCAGCUUCCUCCAGAUGGGCCACGUGGUGGAACAGUGCACCCAGGCCCUGAAGAAAUUCAUCCAGCCUCGAAACUGCCAGGUGAAACCCCAGCCUCAGGAGGACGAGGGAGACGGACAUCUGCCUGUCAGAGGCCAGAGGGCUCAGGAGCCACCCUCGGAACAGGAGGUGCAUCGUGACGAAGACGGGGAUGACGACGAAGACUUAGAAGAAGACGACGACGUGAUUAUUCAGCCGAUGACCCCUCCCCAGAGGCGGGACAGGGGCGAGGGGGAGGAGAGCCCGAUCACCAUCGUGAAGGUGGAGUCUGUUUGCGAGCGGGUGUCGGAGAUGUCCGACCGCGCCUCUGCCCCCACCCAGGGGUGCUUCCCCAGCAGCCCCCCGUCGUCGUUACACUCCCCUGAACCCCAGCACUCCCUCAUCAACUCCACAGUGGACACCCGGCCCGGGGAGAUUAGCCUGCCGCCUAUGCCGGGAUACCCACUCAGCCCCCCUCCGCUACCUACCUCAGCCACAGGGAGACCUAACCUGGGGGGCCACCCACGAGACAAAUCCCUCCAGUGGUACCACCAGUGCCCCAAGUGUGCCCGGGUUUUCCGCCAGCUGGAGAACUACGCCAACCACCUUAAGAUGCACAAGCUGUUCAUGUGUCUGCUGUGCGGCAAGACGUUCACCCAGAAGGGCAACCUGCACCGGCACAUGCGGGUCCACGCCGGCAUCAAACCCUUCCAAUGCAAGAUCUGCGGCAAGACCUUUACGCAGAAAUGCUCCCUCCUGGAUCACCUGAACUUACACAGCGGAGACAAGCCCCAUCGCUGUAACUACUGUGACAUGGUGUUCGCGCACAAGCCAGUCCUCCGCAAACACCUCAAACAAAUCCACGGCAAGAAUAGCUUUGACAAUGCCAAUGAGCGGAGCCUGCUACACGAUGGGGUUCUGGACCUGGAUUAUGCGCGUCUGCAGGACUGUAGCGUGGAAAAGCCUGUUCUAAUGGACGAUUCUCUUUAGUGCCGUCACGGUGCAUUUCCAAUAAGUCACAAAUGGAUUGCCCUCCAGUAACGUUAGCUUAAUUAAACCCGAAUCGUACGGUACUUGAAAGUAGAACACUGAAUAUUUUUAAAAUUGUUUCUCUUGACGUGAAUGCAGUACACGUUCAUAUUUUAUAACAAUGUUGAUUUAGGGAAUGAGUGAACAUUAUAUUUAAAAAGCUGCCUGGA
Messenger RNA from Esox lucius (northern pike), 1792 nucleotides. RefSeq names its product zinc finger and BTB domain containing 26 (gene zbtb26). Gene Ontology annotation, biological process: regulation of transcription by RNA polymerase II. The transcript is spliced from 3 exons. The record is from RefSeq and is a predicted model, not a curated record. Gene Ontology annotation, molecular function: protein binding; DNA-binding transcription factor activity, RNA polymerase II-specific; RNA polymerase II cis-regulatory region sequence-specific DNA binding. Lineage: Eukaryota; Metazoa; Chordata; Actinopteri; Esociformes; Esocidae. The coding region runs from base 240 to 1583 and encodes 447 amino acids.